UUCCACUCCUACCUCCCGUCCUCUCCUCUCAUACGUGCUGCUGGUAACAAAGGAGACAACAGGGGGGCGAUGGGUGCUCAGACAACACUGUCAGAGGAACAAAAAGGAACCGAACUGGUUUGCUUUUAUAUUCUGGAUCAUUUUUCUUAACAGUCUAUUUAACGUCAGUGUUUUUAAAGUAGCGUACACUAGCGGAGCUGCGCCCCGGACCGAUUUGAACCUAAAGCGUGUUUUCUGGCCAAAGCUAACCAUGUUGAAUUGCCAACUCUAGCGCCGAAUCACAGGAGAAGGAUUCAGAAAUAUGCCUGCUUAACAUUGGUGACAUGCUCUCUUUGACCUGACUUGUCAGUAUCUGGGUGUAAACACCAGCUACCAUGUCUGUCCAGGAAGCAUCCCAACGGCCGCUGUCGCCUAAACCCCUCAAACCUGAGCCCAAACCGAGACUAGAGAUCCCUCCCAAACCGACACCUCAAACCAGCUCGCCUCUUCAGGGAGACAGUGGCAUCAGCACGAGGCUUUCUGAAGGAAAGGUCAAGAGGAUUGUGAGCAAGUUUAGCAUAAAUGAUUUGAAUGAACCGGGGGAACAACAGCCCACCAAUGGUAACGCAGAUCUCAGGUCAAUUAAACGGGUCAAAAGGCCGCCUACGGUACGGCCCAAACCAAACCGUGCCAAUCUGCAGCUUCAAGUUAGCGGAGAGAAGGCGCCUCCGCUGCCUGUUAAGAAGAGCCGCACCCUUCAGAAGCAGAAGGGUUGGAGUGCAGAGGAUGGGGACACCAUCAGUGUGGAAGGAGGUCGAUCAGCGCCUGAUGGAAAAGAGGUGGAGAUCCAGUGUAUUAGAGGAGGUGAAGCGGAGGCGGAGCACAGUCCUCACACCCCUCUCAGUCCAUGUUGCAACCCGAGCUGCAGCUGUGUGUGCCACCUCCAGUUGCCUGGCAUGAAACUAAUAUGGGUGCCUGUGGAGAGGAAUGAUGGUGGGGAGGAGCACAGUGUUGGAGACGACGAUGAGACGGAUGUGGAAGAGCAGAGAUGGGAGGAUGAGGAGGUAGAGAGUGGAGGGGAGAGGGACAGCGAGGCCGAGGAUGAGGUGGACAGGACGUCUGUGGUUGACGAGAGUGAAGUGUUGAAACAAGAAAAGUCAAAGUUCCAACAAUGUUUGGAGGUUUUGCUCGGUGAUGGUAGCAGGAGGCUUUCAGACCCAGGCCCUCACUCUGUUUUCACCUCUCUCGCUGUCACUCGCUCUCAGUCUCCCCCUGUCCCCCCAAAACGGGCUCAGUCAUCACAAACCCACCACUUAUCCACCCAAAGCGAAGAAGAAAAUAUAUACGAGGACACCCUUCCAGUGGUUUACCCCACUCCUAAAAACUCCAACACGUGUAAGGAACUGGAUAUUCCAUUAAUCCGAGUGCGCAAACCAGCCCGCCGGUCUAAACUGUUCUACAGCACCUCAGACCAGACGUCCGAGUUCCUGACAAACACAGAACCCAUCUUGAACCCAGACAGUGGGCCGCCUGCCAUCCCGCCGAGGAUUCCUGUGGGUCAUUCCCGGGGCGGCGUUUCUCUCCCGCAGCCAAAACUGGAGGAGUGGCGCACCUUGCGGCCCUCAUGCACCAGCAGCUCCACUGCCAGCGGGCCGAGCACCCAGAGGGACAUCACUCCGACCCCACUCAGCCCUCACAGACCCCCACCUCCACCACCAAAGACGGAUCCCGGGAGGCUUAGUAGUUCCUCACUGCAAUCCCUUACACAGAAAAAAGAAGGAGAGGAGACGGAAGGGAAUGAAGAGAAAGAUAAAACAUUCAAAGAAGUGACUCUAGUCAGAAGCGGCUCCCUCAGGAGGGAGUCUUCGUUCAGCUGGGAGUCCCGGCUGCAGGAUGAGCCUUUGUACCAGACGUACCGUGCCACUGUCAUCACCAAGGAGAUCCGACGCCAGACAGUUUGUCGCAACAUCAGUAAAACUAGUGUGGACUACGCUAUGGACUGGACAACCCGUCGCUCUGGGGCUGGGGCUGGGACAGGGACUGAAAACGGAGCACCCAUAGGUUGUCCUGCACCUGCACCGGGCCAGAGCACCCUGUGGCAGGACCUUCCAGCUGUCCGGGAGGCAGGGGUGCUGGAGCAGCUCACCCCUGAGCAGUGCAAGUACCAGGAGAGUAUGUUUGAGGUUUUGACAUCUGAGGCUUCUUACCUUCGAUCCCUGCGUAUUUUGACCGAACACUUCAUGGACAGCCGGGAGCUGGAGGAAACAAUGAUCAUCAGAGAGAAGAAAACCCUCUUCUCCAACAUCCUGAGGGUCCGAGAGGUCAGCGAGAGGUUCUUGAAGGACCUGGAGGAUCGCAUAUUCAAGGACCUGGUCUUUCCUGACAUCUGUGACAUUAUCCACUACCACGCCCAGCACAACUUCCCAGCCUACAUCGACUACAUCCGCAACCAGAUCUAUCAGGAGAAGACCUACACCUUUCUCUUGAAAAACAAAGUGCAGUUUGCUACGGUCAUUGCUCGUCUCCAAGAGUCGCCUCAAUGCCAGCGGCUGCCCUUCACGUCCUUCUUGCUGUUGCCCUUCCAGCGAAUAACCCGCAUCAAAAUGCUCAUUGAAAACAUCCUGAAGAGAACAAAGGAGAGGACGAAAGAGGAGCUGACAGCCUCCAAGGCUUUGGCUUCUGUGUCGAAGAUCAUUGACGAGUGUAACACACAGGUGGAAAAGAUGAGUCGGAUGGAAGAGUUGAUCCUUGUCUCUCAAACACUGGAGUUUGACAAGCUCAAGGCCAUCCCAAUCAUCUCUCAGACACGAUACUUGGAGAAGAAGGGAGAGCUGCAGGAAAUGUCCAAAGGAGGAACCAUUUUCAACAUGAGGGCAAAGUUCACCCCCGUCUACCUCUUCCUCUUCAAUGAUCUGCUGAUCAUCACUGUCAAGAAAGGUGCGGAGCGUUUUGUGGUACUCGACCAUGCCCAUCGCUCUUUGGUGCAGGUGCAGCCAAUAGAGGAAGGUGGGGGCAGCAGCGGGCCCUGCGAGCACUGCUUCAACCUCACCCUGCUGGAGAACCACCAGGGACGCAUGAUGGAGAGGAUAUUUAAAGCUCCUUCCCAGUCAGAUAUGCACAGGUGGAUGGCGGCUUUCCCUAACCCCACCAACCCAGACAGAACUGAAGAUGAAGUGAUUUAUGAAGACUGGGAUUGUCCUCAGGUGCAGUGUGUGGAGCAGUACAUUGCACAGCAGGCAGACGAACUCACCCUGGAACCCACUGAGAUCAUCAACGUCAUACGCAAAACCAAUGAGGGCUGUUAUGAAGGCAUCCGCCUGUCUGACGGUCAGAAGGGCUGGUUCCCCGUAGGAAACGUCAUAGAGAUCACCAACGAGCAUGUGAGGCGGCGAAACCUCAGAGAGCGCUACAGAGUCAUUCAGGCUGCAAGCAUGGUCACCACCAACAAGGCCAACACCCUUCAUUAGGAUCAAUGGAUCAAGGAUGUUUACAAGAUUUCUUUUUUUUUUUAAAGACAAUGAAUGGAUACAAUAUCUUCAGAAAUAAACUCUGUACAAAGACUAUUCAAGGACUUUGAGAUGAAGUGUGAGUUUCUAACAACCAGGAAAUGAAAGAUAAAAGGAGAAGGGUGAAGAUCAUGAGACAUAACGUGCAAUCAUCAUACUUGAAUACGCAAGUGUGCAGCUGGGAGCUUGCGGUAGAUCAUUACGACUGACACUAGGAAUGUGCAUGCAUUCAAUAACAGAUCAACAUCUUUGAGCAUUACAGCUGUAGAGUUUACCUAUUGUGAGCAUGCAGCCCUUAAUUAACACCUCUGCAAAAUCUGAAGUGGCACAUUUGAAAUGCCAGUCAUUCCAGCUAUUGUUCUACCAGAUUGUCCAAUACAUGCCUGCUGCAAAGAAAAGAGUUAGGUGUUCCUACAGAUGCCUGGUGUUAUAGUCACAUGAUCACAAGUUAAAUACUUUUCUUCCUGCCAUGCACAACAGCCUAUCUUGUUACUAAAGGUGGCCAAAAUACAGGAUAACAUGUUUAUGAUACAAGAAUCUUGUAAAAAAAAACACACUUACAGAAAUCCAACAGUGUUAACAUUUAAAAAGAACGGAACGGAAUCAGGAAGUGCCUUUGAAUAAAGUCAGAAUUACACACCAGGCCUUCAGUCAGGAUCAUAUCAAGCCCAAGAGUUUUGAAAAGGCAUGCAAAUGGGUGCUGAGCUGUACUGCCAUUAAGAUGCUGUCCACUAGCUUGUUCGCUUGUGUCAGUAGCCAUUGUGGAAUUAUACUGUAGCUCCCCCUGCAGCUCGUCAGUAAAGAUGGGAUCUCAUUUGUGGAUAUGCUGUAAAUUUACUAUGUUAUAAAUAAUGAGUGGGGAGGAUUUUCUUUCAAAAACUGUGCGUAGUGCUUUUAAUAAAAACCUGUCUUUUUA
Etheostoma spectabile (orangethroat darter) is the source of this 4401-nucleotide messenger RNA. It is a transcript of the gene arhgef15b, whose product is annotated as Rho guanine nucleotide exchange factor 15b. The record is from RefSeq and is a predicted model, not a curated record. Gene Ontology annotation, biological process: activation of GTPase activity. The transcript is spliced from 16 exons. Gene Ontology annotation, molecular function: guanyl-nucleotide exchange factor activity; protein binding. The coding region runs from base 375 to 3446 and encodes 1023 amino acids. Lineage: Eukaryota; Metazoa; Chordata; Actinopteri; Perciformes; Percidae.